GCGCAGGAGCAUCCCGGGGACGUUUGCCUUGUGCAGUGUUUUGCGAAUCGGGGCUGGUGUUUCAGGCAUUACCUGCUCAGGGAGUGUACCGCCCCGUGCGCACUCACUCUAAAGCUAUGUUAACAAUAUGCAUUCUUAUUUUAAGCAUUUUCCAAACGGGCUGCGGACAGGCUUGGUGACAUGUCCCUGCGUAUUCCUCUAAUUGGAAGCACUGCACUCGGGAUUAUAGCUGCGGUGUGUUCUGACAGAGAGAGACUAGAAUGAACGUGUAUCUGGAGGAAUAAUGAAGGCGAUCAGUCAAAGUAUAGAAAGAAGAUUAUAGCAGGGCAAACACGAUGGAUAACCGACGGAAAAGGAAGCUGACAUACUUCACCAUUGGUCUUCUAUUUCUUCUGAGCGGUGUGGAAUAUGCUGUAAUAUUGCCCACAAUAUGGAGGUAUUUGCAGACUUUAGAGGCAGCGCCUUACUUUCUGGGUCUGGCCCUGUCAGCAUUCAGCUUGAGUGGCCUGUUGUCGGGACCGCUGUUUGGACACUGGUCUGACAGGACAGGGGCCACAAAGAAGAUCAUCUUGUUUGCAAACUUUUUUGAGAUAAUUGGUAAUUUCAUGUACUUUAUGGGGUUCUCCAAGUGGCUCUUAUUGUCAAGCAGACUGGUGGCAGGCAUUGGCACAGGUGCUGGCUCAUCUAUCUUUGGCUUCCUGACCAGAAGCACUGCCCCUGAGGACCGUGCCACUGUGUUCGCUGCUGUCAUGGCAUGUCGACAAGCUGGCCUCCUGAUUGGUCCAGCAUUUAACAUCUUCCUGAGGCUGUGUGAUUUCCACCUAGGUCCUUUUGUGGUCAAUAAAUAUACUGCACCAGGGUUGUUCAUGUGCCUGCUGUGGAUUCUCCUUCAACUUGCCGUGGUCUUCAUGUACUGGGACCUACCACCUCUGGAGAAGGGGAAGGCCAAGGAGAAUUCGAAAAGCCGGAGCAGGGAGGAGGAGAGCGAGCAAGGGCUUGUGGAAGAAGACAAUGAAGAGGAGAAGCCGCUAAUGGUGUCCCAGGAGCUGGUGGGGUCCUACGGCUCAGUAGUGACCUCUAGCCCACCCACACACCGGACCCCUGCUGCCUCAAACGCCACACUGAAUCACAUCUCUCCACCUCUCUCCCCUGUGCCAUCAGAGUCCCAUGAGUCUUCCAGCCCCUUUAAGAAUUUCAGCAUAUCCAGAGAGUUCCUGAGAGAAGAGGUGGUUGUGCUGCUGGCUGCUCAGUUCAUCACUCUCUUCAAUCAGACGGCGCUGGAGACUAUGGUGACCCCGCUGACCCAGAAGUACUUCAGUUAUGGGGAGCUGGAGAACAGCGUGAUGUACUGUCUCUGCGGUGUAGAGGUGAUCGCUGGCUUCCUGUUUGUGCGCUGGCUGAGCAGGCGUGUUGCUGAGCGGGUGGUCCUGGCUAUCGGCCUGACCAUCUGCAACAUCUCCGGUGUCUGGUGCCUCAUCUUCCUGGCUAAACCUCUAGGUGGUUUCCCAUGGCAGCUGACUGAGUUCAUCAUUGGGGUGUUUCUGCAGGUUUUGGGUUUGCCAUUCGUAGCUGUGGCCCAGGUUUCCCUCUUCUCCAAAGUUACCGCUGAGAAAACACAAGGUUUUAGUCAGGGAGUGCGUCGCUCAGUGGGAGGUCUGGCUACCAUCCUGGGUCCUCUGUGGGCUGGUGGCCUUACCGAGAACAUGUAUAUCAUGAUGGGGGUGAUGAUGGCACUGCUGGCACUGCUAACGAUGAUGCUGGCCUUCUCAUACGACCGGCUGGUUGCACCUGCUACAGAGGAGCAAGUAGAUGACUCUGACAACUGUGGCUAAUCCAGCGGAAAGCUUGAUGCAAUAGAAGUGGACACGGAAGUGCACAGUGAGAGAUUCCUUGUACCUGACAGUCCGUCCACAGUUUCACUCUCUGCAUUGGGACCAGCGUGCAAGGUGAUAGCACACACACUUCACCACCGACCGAGUGCUUACCGAAAAACUUGGACUUCUCAGCUUUCUGUGCAGAGGCUGAAAGUACCGUUAUGGUGUGUAUGUAUAUUUCCCAUGGAAAUAUGGAAUCCUGCCGACUCCACAUGUGCAAGCUUUGGAUGAAAUCCUUUCCGUCCUUUUUUGUUCUGCACUGACUACCAACUAAAGUAGUUGCAUCUCACAUUCUGCCUGUGUAUCAGCACAUGCACAAUAACACUAAUUGUGUUGUGUGAAAUGGUUGUGGUUUUAGCCUACCUAUGUCCUUGUGGUGUGGGAGAAUAAAUUAGCUGUUCGGCCUUGAUACUUGAUACCUCAUAUUCUGGAAAAACAGGCAUUCAAGUAUUUUAUAAGCUCAUUAAAGAGGAGCAGGUUGGUGAAAUUCCCAAAAGCAGUAAAAAGUUUAGGCCAAAAUGUCACUUUGCUAAUAAUUUAGAAGGACUCCGACCUUUAUGAAGUAUCAUUUCUAACCACUUGUUUUCACAUCCAUUCAUCUGAUAUAAUGAAAAUCUCUCCUUGAACACAGCAAAACAUUUGCAAAAUCUUUAUGUUUUAUUUUUUUCUUUGCAAGUUGUAUUUAUUCAUUCAAAUGUUGAAUGAUGUGCUUUGUGAAUUAAUACUUUCAGACUGGCCUCUACCAUUGAAGCCACGUGUCUAAAAGAACUAACACAAAAGAAUUGGAUUACUGUGGGUUUUAACUGUAACCGAGAGUUUUGUCAUCCCAUGGUGUUGAAAAUGCUGUUUCAAAGGAAUUUAAAACCUCACAGUAAUAUAAUUCUCAGGGAAACGCUAAAUGCUCGUUAUAUACUAGUUUUUAUUAUGAAAAGUGGUUACAUUAGGAGAUGUUGGCUCAGAAUCACCUAUCGGUAAAUUCACUCUGCAAAUUGCGGAAUUAAUAAAAAAACAAAAAACAAAACAUGGAUAUCUGUCAAACCAUACUUGAAGGUGACUAUUAAAAUGUCCUGGCGUUAAA
Messenger RNA from Dicentrarchus labrax (European seabass), 2952 nucleotides. It is a transcript of the gene mfsd8l1, whose product is annotated as major facilitator superfamily domain containing 8-like 1. Bases 336 to 1832 code for a protein of 498 amino acids. The transcript is spliced from 12 exons. Gene Ontology annotation, biological process: transmembrane transport. The record is from RefSeq and is a predicted model, not a curated record. NCBI's taxonomy places the organism in Eukaryota, Metazoa, Chordata, Actinopteri, Moronidae. Gene Ontology annotation, molecular function: transmembrane transporter activity.